Molecule: messenger RNA, 3061 nt
Organism: Etheostoma spectabile (orangethroat darter)
Lineage: Eukaryota; Metazoa; Chordata; Actinopteri; Perciformes; Percidae
Product: tRNA wybutosine-synthesizing protein 4
Exons: 14
Coding region: 594-2777 (727 amino acids)
Biological process (GO): wybutosine biosynthetic process; tRNA methylation
Molecular function (GO): protein binding; tRNA methyltransferase activity
Source: RefSeq, a predicted model, not a curated record
UAAACCGAGUUCCUACGGCGCCAUUUUGAUGUUAGCAAGCCAUCACCUGCCGUUGGCUUUCCAUUGACUCCCAUUCAUUUUGGCGCCACUUUGACAAGCGAAUAACUUUACAUCUGAAGCGUUUAAAAACUUAAGUUGUCUGUUGUUUAUUUCUAAAGAAACAUGAGCAUGUAUAAAACGUUCCAUUACUUUGUAGCUCACGUUACGGCUCCGUAGCAGACGUUUUUGUAAACAUAGGCUAAAGAUUGUGUCAUAACCGCGCGGUUUACUGUCGCACAGUAGAGGAAUUACCGUAAAGUACGGGAUAAGCUCGCAGACAGUUUGGACUUCCCUUAGCUGUUUAGGUUUAAUUACUAAUGUUAACUAGCAUGUUAGUUAGCAGUAAUUAGCCUGUGCCUAUGUUAUCUCCUAACAUAUACCUACGCUCUCCGUCUCUGCAAGACUGGGAAAGAUUGAGAUUUCUCUUGCACAGCUACCAGAUGACUUACAACUUUCAGACAGGUUGCUCACGUCACAGUUGCGUCGUCAAGCUCAGUUGGAGGCUGCGCAGUAACGCUCAGCCAUCACCGGAAAAGAACUUCUAAUGGUCUUCAAUGGUCUCCGUCUGGAGCAACGGGGUCUGUUGGUCCAUGUCUUUAACUGUCUGUCUUUCAUCUGCGCUCCUGUCCCUACUGAACGCUUUCAUAUUCAUUGUAGUUACUGUACCACGUGAGGCGGAGUGGACCUUAGUGCUCACCGGCACCAUGCCAACGACAAACCGGAAGAAGCAGGGGGGGGACACCGCGGUGCAGGGGACCAACGACAGCAGUGUGGUGAGCAAGGUGUCUGCUGCAGCGCAGGGCUACUUCCACGACGUCUUCCUCCAACACUUUGUGUGCAAAGCGGCCAGAAGAGCCCCGCUCAUCAACAGGGGCUACUAUGUGCGCUGGAGAGCCGUGGACUACUGCGUGAGGAGGUUCCUGCUCGUUACUGACGGCUGCCCACGGAGACAGAUUCUGUCUUUGGGUGCAGGGUUCGACUCGGCGUAUUUCCGCCUCCACGCGGACGAAGCGCUGGACAGGGCCGUUGUGUUUGAGGUAGACUUUCCUGAUGUCGCUCGCCGCAAGGCGGCCCUGAUCAAGUCUAACAACACGCUGAGGGGGAUGUUGGACCCCCAUCUACCUUCUCGUACAGGGCCUGAAUAUGUGGCCAGUAGUCGGUACCAUCUGCUAGGGGUGGAUGUUAGAGAGGAGUCCCGGGUGGAGGAGGCUCUGGGUGCAGCGGGGCUGGACUGGGCCGCCCCCACCCUAAUUCUCUCUGAAGUGGUGCUUACCUACAUGGAAGCAAAAUGGUCGGAUGCUGUCAUUAGUUGGACGGCAAAGCUCCUGCCACAGUCCCUCUUCGUAAUGUACGAGCAGAUACGUCCACUCGAUCCCUUCGGUCGGAUCAUGCAAGAUCAUUUCCUGAAGCUAAAUUCGACUCUACACGCCCUGCUACAGUACCCGGACACUGCUGCACAGAGGCACCGGUUCCUGGACAAGGGCUGGGAGCAGUGUGUGUGUCUGGACAUGAAUGACUUCUACGUAGGACUCGUCCCUGAGGAGGAGAGAGGCCGAGUGGAGAGCCUGGAGCCUUUCGAUGAAUAUGAGGAGUGGCACCAGAAAUGUUCCCACUACUUCAUCCUCACUGCAUCUCGAGGCGCUUUGAUGACACAGGCUUUACUCUCGCCAGCUCCAGUAUCUUCGGUGCCAUCCAUUUGCCCGUCUUGGAGCCCCUCAGCGCUGAGUGUGCAGACCCUACCGGUUGGUGUGGAGGGGCUGGGGAUGGCUUCCACGUGGGUGAGCCCGGGGCAGGUGCUGCUGACAGGAGGCUCCAGCAGGGGAGGCAGGGGGCCGGUGGCUAGGACCCUCCUCUGGGGCCAGAAAGGCUGGAGAUCUGUUAGGGUAGAACCAGCAGUUGAUUUGGGUGUUCGACUCUACCACACCGCUACCCCUCUUCCCGGAGGAGGUGUGGUGGUAUAUGGGGGUCGCUCAUCUCCACUCAACCCAAUCAGAGGCCUUUUCAGAGUAACCCUGGACACCCUCGGCCCCCCUGCUCCACACGACUCAGAGGGCCGAGACCCUGUGAAACUAUGUGUAGCGCAGAUGGUCUGCACGGGGGACCCACCAGCGCCAAGAUGGAGGCACACUGCUACUACUGUCAGUCACAAAGGAAAAGACUUUGUGGUUGUGUUUGGGGGGAAGAAUGAAUCCGAGGCCGCUGUGGGGGACGCCUGCUUCCUGUGUCCAGACCAGCAGCACUGGACUCAGAUCCCGGUAGAGGGCUCAGCACCGGAGGCCCGCCAUACCCACUCAGCAUGUUCAUAUCAGGGAGGUAUGGUGGUGUUUGGAGGACUGGACCGAAGGGGAUCACCACUGGGGGACACAGCACUGUUAAGACCCACGGACAGAGGCUUCUCCUGGGAAAGGGUAGAGGUGCAGCCCCCUCCUGUUCCCAGGUACUCUCACUCUGCCCAUGUGAUUGGUGAAAAGCUGCUCGUGGUUGGUGGAGUUUGGCUGCAUUCAGAUGGUGUACCAGGUGUCGUCGUGAUCGACCUCACCACGCGCAGCAGUGUGGAGUUCAGCCUGGACACGACGUCGGUGCCUUGGCCUCUGAUGCUCCACUCGUUCUGCUCUGAGCUGACGGACUCAGAGGAACCACAGCUGCUCCUGAUAGGAGGGGGGGGGAACUGUUUCUCUUUUGGGACUCACUUCAACCCUCAGCCUGUCACCGUGGACCUCGGACCUGCGCUGGGAUGAAGUCAAGUGUUUCUAUGAAAGGGUCAAGCCGCUCAAAUCAGUGACUUGUGGCAGUCCGAACUCCAACCGUCAGUCCUCUCCGAUGGGAUGAAAUGGAUAAACUUAAGAUUUUGGACAGUUUGAAUAGAGCUUACUUCUCCAGACACAUGUUAUUGUUACUGAGCCCUGAUGUGUUUUAUGUCUGAGUAAGCGUGAUGUAUGUUUCUGCGUUAAAAUGACACUGUGGGUACGUACAUAGGUACGUGGAGACACGGACCCUACGCCGUAGCCUGACGUGCACCUCU